Drosophila rhopaloa is the source of this 1125-nucleotide messenger RNA. RefSeq names its product terminal uridylyltransferase Tailor-like. The coding region runs from base 6 to 1055 and encodes 349 amino acids. Gene Ontology annotation, molecular function: poly(A) RNA polymerase activity. The record is from RefSeq and is a predicted model, not a curated record. The transcript is spliced from 5 exons. Gene Ontology annotation, biological process: mRNA 3'-end processing; mitochondrial mRNA polyadenylation. NCBI's taxonomy places the organism in Eukaryota, Metazoa, Arthropoda, Insecta, Diptera, Drosophilidae.
UGAAAAUGGAUCGCAGUUUCAAAUUGGCCAUAAAUAUUCGUUCUGAUUCUGAUAGACCUACUUCAAAAGCAAGGCGGAACUUUUGGUUUUCUCUUUUAAAUGAUGUACGCAGGGCCACGAAAAAGCAAGACAAUGUGAGCCUCAACCAAAAGAUUUCAAAUGAACUAAAAAAGACCCUGCGACCGGAGUUUCCUUCCCAGCUAAUCCAAAUCCAUCUGUUUGGCUCGCGAAUAUUGGGAAUUGCCGGUGACGACUCCGAUCUUGACAUAUACGUUGAUAUUGGCAAUUGCAGCGGUGUAUACAGCGAUAAGCCGACAAAAAAAGUUCUCGAACAGCAGAUGGUCAUAGCCCAAGCUAUUCGAAAGGAUCCCUCAAAGUGGGCCUUUUUGAAAAAUUGCGAAGGCAGAUGCCCUCUAGUCGUUGUCCGUCACAAGAACUCAAAUAUCCAGUGCGACAUUAGCUUCUCGAACAGCAUGACCUGUGGCCAGAUCAAGCUGGUUAACUACAUUUUCGAACUGCAGCCAAUCGCUCGCUACAUGGUCGUCUAUCUAAGGGGAUGGGCUGAAAGACAGCAGAUUCACUCGGCCUUUCGCAGCCACUUGCUCGUCCUUAUGGUAAUAUUCAUUCUACAAGUGCGCAGACAUCUGCCAACCAUCUACAUGCUUCAAAAUGGUCUGAAACCCGAUGUUGGUCCGUGGAUAACUAAAUUUUGUAAUUUUAAGUUAUUCGAAUUGAAUAUAGAGCAAGUUCCAGUAAAUGGAUACCAAGCUCGCAAAAAAUUAGCCGACUUUUUCAGUUUCUAUUCGACAUUCAAUUUUUCCAAGUUUGUUGUUUGUCCAUAUCUGGGAAAAAAAGUCUUGCGUAGCAACUUAAAAUACAUGAUGCCUCAAAGAUACCGACAAUUUGGAAACGGAAGACGCUUCCAAAAUAAGCAAGUUGCCAUUCAGGACCUGGUUCACCUUAAUCACAACAAAGGGGCAUCCAUCAACAAAUCGAUGUUGGACUGCUUUGUAGAGAAAUGCUGCCUAGAAUCACAAGGAUUCUUUAAGACAUGACUGGUUCAAUAUCCAAGCCCUACUAAAUGCUCCCAACCCAAACAUUGCGAUUAAAUGAUUUUCACCGAGA